Messenger RNA from Diceros bicornis minor, 2251 nucleotides. It is a transcript of the gene TNFRSF1B, whose product is annotated as TNF receptor superfamily member 1B. Gene Ontology annotation, molecular function: tumor necrosis factor binding; tumor necrosis factor receptor activity. The transcript is spliced from 10 exons. NCBI's taxonomy places the organism in Eukaryota, Metazoa, Chordata, Mammalia, Perissodactyla, Rhinocerotidae. The record is from RefSeq and is a predicted model, not a curated record. Gene Ontology annotation, cellular component: membrane. The coding region runs from base 16 to 1446 and encodes 476 amino acids. Gene Ontology annotation, biological process: positive regulation of myelination; intrinsic apoptotic signaling pathway in response to DNA damage; inflammatory response.
CCGCUGCCCGCACCCAUGGCGCCCGCCGCCGUCUGGGCCGCGCUGGCCGUCGGACUGCAGCUCUGGGCCGCAGGGCGCGCCGUGCAGGCCCAGAUGGCUUUUACCCACUCUGUCCUGGAGGCCAGCGGCUCGUGCCAGCUGAGAGAAUUCUACGACAAGAGGACCCAGAGGCGUUGCAGCCAGUGUCCACCUGGCUGCCGCGCAAAAACUUCCUGCAACGAGACCUCAGAUACCGUGUGCGUCCCCUGCGAGGACAGCACAUACACCCAGCUCUGGAACUGGCUCCCGGAGUGCCUGAGCUGUGGCUCCCGCUGUGGCUCCAACCAGGUGGAAACUCAAGCCUGUACUUUGAAACAGAACCGCAUCUGCACCUGCAGGCCGGGCUGGUACUGCAUGCUUCCAAGGCAGGAGGGCUGCCAGGUGUGCAUGCCGCUGCGCAAGUGCCACCCCGGCUUCGGUGUGGCCAAACCAGGAACUGCAACAUCGAAUGUGGUGUGCGCUCCCUGUGCCCCGGGGACAUUCUCUGACAGGACGUCAUCCACAGAUACUUGCAGGCCCCACCGGAAGUGUAGCUCAGUGGCCAUCCCUGGCAAUGCAAGCAUGGAUGCGGUCUGCACGUCUGGGGCCUCAGAGUCAGCCUCUGUGCCCCAGCCAGGGUCCACAAGAUCCCAACACACGGAGCCAACUCCAGGGCCCAGCACAGCUCCUAGCACCUCCCUCCUGCCCCCAGUGGUUCCAAGCCCCCCAGCUGAAGGGCUCAUCACUGGGAACAUCUCUAUUCCAAUCGGACUGAUCGUGGGUGUGACAGCCUUGGGUCUGCUGGUAAUAGGGCUGGUGAACUGUAUCAUCGUCACCCAGAAGAAAAAGAAGCGCUUCUGCCUGCAAGGAGAAGCCAAGGUGCCUCACCUGCCUGCUGAUAAGGCCGGAGGUGCUCCGGGCCCCGAGCAGCAGCACCUGCUGACGGCGGCGCAGAGCUCCAGCAGCAGCUCCCUGGAGAGCUCGGCCAGCGCAGCGGACAAGAGGGCGCCUGCCGGGGACCAGCUGCAGGCGCCAGGCACGCAGAAGGCCAGCGGGUCUGGGGAGGCCCGGGCCAGCUCCAGCAGCUCAGCAGAGCCUUCCCCUGGCGGCCACGGGACACAGGUCAACGUCACAUGCAUCGUGAAUGUUUGCAGCAGCUCUGGUCACGGCUCUCAGUGCCCCUCCCAGACCAGCUCCACGACGGGGGACACGGAUGCGAGCCCCUCAGGCUCCCCGAAGGACGAGCAGGUCCCCUUCUCCAAGGAGGAAUGCCCGUGUCAGUCCCCACCGGGGGCUCCAGAGACUCUGCAGCAGAACCCAGAGGAGAAGCCCCUGCCCCUUGGCGUGCCUGAUGCUGGGAUGAAAUCAUUAACCAGGCCGGCCUGGGACAUGUCACAGCCAAGGUGGGCCCAUCCCUGGUCCUUCUAGGCCCCACCCCCAGGACUCUGGCUCUUUCUGGGCCAAAUUCCUUUAGUGGCCUCCAGCCUCAGCCUUUCUCUCACCUGCAGGUGGAGGGAUGAGGCAGGGAGAGUCGUGGAAAACCUCUCCUGUCACAGUGUGCGUCCCUCUCAGAAGGCUAGCUGGACAGGGACUGCUGGGCAGCCCCGGGCGAGCCCUGCCUCUCUGAGAGCUGCCCCCCAGCCAGUCCUGCGAGCUUGGCUUCUGGAGCCCUUGUUUAGUCUUUCAUCCCUGGGUCUACUGGGGAGGAGGGACGCUGCGUGCGUGCGUCAUCCAUGGAGAAAGGGCAGUGCUUUAGCCUGGAUGCUGAGACUGCAAAUCGGUCCCAGCGGGGGUGGGGGUGUCAUCCAUCGGAUGGUUCUAUGCAAGGCAGGGGUGACAGCCCUUGUAGGGCGGUCCCCAAGUUACUCAGGACCCUUGAAAAGCACCACCUCCAAAUCCAUUCCUGCUAGUUCCACCUCUUGUAUCAUGGUGUGACAACCAGCUGCCCAGAGGGUCCAGGCAAGCAGCCUGAAUGCGUGCCCUGGUCUGGGCAAGAUAGCAAACCUCUAACUGAAAAUCUUCCAAUUUUAACAUGUGGCAAUUAAAUUUAAAAAAGUAAGCACCAUGCAGGCAAACAAGCCAACCACACAACAAAGCCAAACUCAGAGUUUGCAUCCUCUGCCUUUGACCUUUGUUUCAGGUCCCCCCAGCUCCAGCCCCUCCUCCCUGCUGUCUGGUGUGGGUUCCAAGGCCACACCUUCUCCUAUCAGGGAAUUUCGGGAACCAGAGAUGA